AUUCAGAGCACACACAGGAGGAUGGUGUCAGCCUGGGACAGUCUCUGCUGUCCCGCAUCCCAAUGCCCCGGGUUUAGCCUGUCUGCAUUAGGUUGCUAUCGUUGGCAUUUUUUUUGGCACAGUGUUUCUUUGGUCAUUACAGGACUGUGAAUGGAUGAGCCCAAGGCGAGGCCUCUGUUACAGCCACAGUGAAGCGCUGAGGAAUGUGCUUUCAACAUUACAUACUCUAAUGGACUUUUUUUAUAGAAGGGAAUAUUAUGAAAAUUUUGAGUUGGUAUUUAAUGAAAAAGGACGAAUGAAUUUUAUACCAGGUCUGUCCAGCUUUUCCAACAUGUUUGGAAAGAAGAAGAAAAGGCUGGAAAUCUCGGCCCCCUCGAACUUUGAGCAUCGUGUUCACACAGGGUUUGACCCCCAUGAACAGAAGUUUACCGGGCUUCCUCAGCAAUGGCAGAGUCUCCUGGCAGACACGGCCAACCGACCCAAACCGAUGGUGGACCCGUCCUACAUUACACCCAUUCAGCUGGCCCCUAUGAAGACAUCUCCCAAGAUUGUCCGGUCAUCUGAAUCACCGUUGCGAAAAACCAUUGUGAGGGGGAGCAAGCCACCCAAAGAUGCUUCCAUCAAUGGACUACUUGAAGAAUUUGACAACAUUUCUGUGACACGCUCCAACUCUCUGCGCAAAGAGAGCCCACCAGGAGCCCACCAGGCCAGUUCAGUCAAGCAGCUGUCCAUAGCCUCGGCUAACGCCAGCAGCAGUGGCCCGGAAGAGAACGGCUUCAGCCACUACUUUGCCCGAUACUCCUGUGAUCUGGACAGCAGCAGGGACUUCCCACUGGAGCGGGACAAAGGUGCAUAUGAUGGAGAUUGGGCUGUGGGGCGCCAUUAUCGUUUCUCUUUCAAACAGAACGGCCAUGCCAUUCGCAGCCCUUUCUAUCCAGAUGCCAUGCCUCAAAAGUCCUCGGAAUAUGCCAAGAUGCCGCCAGACUACCAUGCCUACUUGGAGAGCAAAGUGCGCCUGUCCACGGAUGAGAUGGCUUCAGGUGCUACUAGGAACUAUUACAGGGCCUCUCUGGGAGGAUCCAGUCAGGAUUACCGUGAGCAGCCAUUAGGAACGCCAUCACGGGUCUCCCUACACAGUGAGCAGAUCAACUACCCGGAUGGUGACUGGGGGGGAGGAAUUUAUACUGCAGCAUUGAGAGAUGAAUAUGAAAAGAGGCCAAAGUCAUCAUACAUUUGUCAGACAAGCCCCCAACCAGCCAUUCGGCAGCGCUCCAGAUCAGGCUCUGGCUUACAGGAGCCCAGUCUGCCCUAUGGCAUCAGUGCCUUCAAGGCUGCACCGCACGGCCCCUACAGCUCCUAUACUUACCCUCGCCUUUCUGAAAACACCUCAGCCUCCCAGAUCAUUGGCAAGGGUGACUAUGACAGGAUGUCACGGGAUGGAAGCCCGCAGGUGCCAGGAGCCGAGACGUACCCGCGUGGCCCCUUCAAACUACCUCAGAGUCAUGCCAAGAUGGGCUAUCCACCAAACUUUCAGUACCCACCUCCUUUCCACUAUAAGCCAUCUCCAUACCACCACCCUCCAUCUCAGCCUAGUCCUCCAUACACCCCUCAGGGGGCUCACUCCCAGCCCUCCUCACCCUACAUCCCGGGAUACUGGGGCUCAGCCUGCGAGCCUCCACCACCCUCACGUGUUUCUCACGAGCAGUUCCGUGCUGCGCUGCAGCUUGUAGUAAACCCAGGCGACCCACGGGAGUACCUGGAUAACUUCCUAAAGAUUGGUGAGGGCUCCACGGGCAUUGUGUGCAUUGCCACGGAGAAGCACAGUGGCAAGCAGGUGGCCGUCAAAAAGAUGGACCUAAGAAAACAGCAGCGGCGUGAGCUGCUCUUCAAUGAGGUGGUGAUUAUGAGGGACUACCACCAUGAAAAUGUGGUGGACAUGUAUAACAGCUACCUGGUUGGAGAUGAACUCUGGGUUGUGAUGGAGUUUCUGGAAGGCGGGGCUUUAACCGAUAUUGUCACGCACACCAGGAUGAAUGAGGAGCAGAUUGCUACAGUGUGUCUGUCAGUGUUGAAAGCCCUCUCAUAUCUGCACACGCAGGGUGUCAUCCACAGAGACAUAAAAAGUGACUCUAUCCUACUUACAAGUGAUGGCAGGAUAAAGCUCUCUGACUUUGGAUUCUGUGCUCAAGUCUCAAAAGAUGUGCCUAGGCGGAAGUCCUUGGUUGGCACGCCAUACUGGAUGGCACCCGAGGUCAUCUCCAGGCUACCAUAUGGCACUGAGGUUGAUAUUUGGUCGCUAGGGAUCAUGGUGAUUGAGAUGGUGGAUGGGGAGCCACCCUACUUCAAUGAGCCUCCACUGCAGGCCAUGAGGAGAAUCCGAGACAACCUUCCUCCUCGGCUAAAAGAAUCACAUAAGGUAUCAUCAGUGCUCAGAGCCUUUUUGGACCUGAUGCUGGUGAGAGAACCUUCACAGCGGGCCACAGCACAGGAGCUCCUCCAGCACCCAUUCCUUAAGCUCUCAGGCCCUCCCUCUUGCAUUGUACCUCUGAUGAGGCACUACCGCCAUCGCUGACCAACACAUGCAGUACAAUACUAUUUACCCAGUCAUAUGUAACCUGUGGAAAAACCACACUGACACUUGUAACCGUUUGUAGAUUAGAAAACACGAACAAGAACGCUAUCUAUUAAUACAAAAUAAAUAAAUGAACACCACAUGAAAGUGAAUAUCAUGGCCAUUAGUAGUGCCACUGGCUUUAGUGGUGGGUGUCUGGACCUUUAUUAGAGAGCUAGUGAACAGUCUGUGAGAGUGAUGUGUGUGCUGUGUGUCCUGACUCCCUGUUGAGAGUUGUACUGUAGUAGCUGCAGACUUAAGUUCAUGCAGUGGGAAGAAACAGCGAAGCUGUUAAGCUGAGUGACUGUUUAGCGACCAACGGCCGAUCACCGGCUUCUGGCCCUGAAUGCAAAAGCACUAAAGAUGUAGAGGAAAUAGGGCUGUUACACUAUUGAGGGACAAGCAUCUUCUUUUUCAUGUCUCUUAGAGGACUUGUAAGAUUUCUCUGUACAGUUUUGAUAAUCUUCAGUAUUUUAUGGUGAUGUAACCGUUGUGAUAUGGGCAGUAUUGAAUAGAAUUAAAGAGUUUCUGCAAAAGAUCUUUCCUACUGUUUAUAAUCCAUUUUUGACUAAGAACUGUAGAUAUCCACACUAAACUCACCCUUAUCUGUCAAAGAAACCUAAAUAUAUUUAUUUACCCUACAUUUAUAGACAGAACUUCCAGAGUGUGUGGGGAGAGGUCUUGCCAGAAUUUUGUAUGCGGUUUUAAAGUAUUAUUUAUUUUUGAACUGAAGCUUUAUUUUUCAGUAGUGUGGCCUUUUUGCUUUGUUUUUUCUUCACAUUUUUGAAUACUUAUAAAAAGCGAUGUUGGCUAUAUCAUGAAAGCAGGCUGUAUCAGACAAGCAAUAAUCACCAGUUAUUUUUUCACUGAUCAUGCAACUGUUUCUUACUUGAGAAACAAAAACAUUACUAUUAAACUCUUCCUCCUUAAAGCUCUGACACAAUGCUACUACCUUUAAGAACUGAUGCUCAUCCAAGAAGCAGUCAUUUAAACUCCUAGCAAUACUUCAAUUCUUGACACGUUUUCAUCUCAGCAAUGAUCUUUCCUGUAAGUGGCUCAUGGUAUCUUUGACUCAGCCUGCAAUCCUGUUUCUAUUCCCAUUACUCACUGUGAUCUGUAAAUAUGAACGGUGUGUCUGCUUCUGGCAAAGCCUGAUGAAUGGUCGGACUUGAAUGAGUACAUCUAACUGUCGUGCCGCUUUGUACAGUGAUCUUGCAUGUGUGUCAUCAGUAAAGCUGGUUUCAAUAAAAAAAAGGAAAACAGAAA
Molecule: messenger RNA, 3877 nt
Organism: Silurus meridionalis
Lineage: Eukaryota; Metazoa; Chordata; Actinopteri; Siluriformes; Siluridae
Gene: pak5
Product: p21 protein (Cdc42/Rac)-activated kinase 5
Biological process (GO): cytoskeleton organization; apoptotic process; regulation of MAPK cascade
Cellular component (GO): cytoplasm
Molecular function (GO): ATP binding; protein serine/threonine kinase activity
Source: RefSeq, a predicted model, not a curated record